CCACUGCAGACACGUCGCAGGACAAAUCGGCGAAAAACCUGAUUCUCUCCAGCUCCUUCGUGCGCGAUUGCUUAGUGGUACGCGGUCGAUGCAUCGAGGGCUUUGAGGGCAUACUAUAGUGACGAAGAAAAAGUGCUGCCUCAUCUCUGAAAGGACCUUCGCGUGCUCCUAAAGUGCUACCAUCGUGAAAACAGUGUGCAAUACCAGAGAUGACGACUAACCAGAAGUCAGAGAGGGUGGUUGACACCGUGCUCUUCCCACCGAGCCACAAGCUGACGGUGAGCGAGGUGUUCGACUCCCGCACGGGAAAGCCGCAGCCGGAAGUGCUGAAGCAGCACUUCAUCCUGGAGGGGCGCAUCGAGGAGGCUGCAGCGCUCCGCAUCAUCAAGGAGGGCGCGGAUCUGCUCAAGGCCGAAAAAACGAUGGUGGACAUUGAUGCCCCAGUAACGGUGUGUGGCGACAUCCACGGACAGUUCUACGAUCUGAUGAAGCUGUUCGAAGUGGGCGGACCGCCCUCCACAACUAAAUAUCUCUUCCUGGGCGACUACGUCGACCGCGGCUACUUCAGCAUCGAGUGCGUCCUAUACCUGUGGGCCCUCAAGAGCUGCUUCUCCACCUCUCUGCACCUCCUACGCGGCAAUCACGAGUGCCGCCAUCUCACGGAGUACUUCACGUUCAAGCAGGAGUGCAAGAUUAAAUACUCCGAGCGCGUCUACGACGCCUGCAUGGACGCAUUUGAUUGUCUGCCGCUGGCGGCCCUGAUGAAUCAGCAGUUCCUCUGCGUCCACGGCGGUCUGUCGCCCGAAAUCCACGAUCUUGAUGACAUCCGUAAGCUGGACCGCUUCAAGGAACCGCCUGCGUAUGGGCCCAUGUGCGAUCUGCUGUGGUCGGAUCCUCUGGAGGACUUCGGCAACGAGAAGAGUUGCGAGUUCUACUCCCACAACAGCGUUCGCGGCUGUUCGUACUUCUACAGCUACGCCGCCUGCUGUGACUUCCUGCAGAACAACAACUUGCUCAGCAUCAUCCGUGCGCACGAGGCACAGGAUGCCGGCUACAAGAUGUACAGGAAGAGUCAGACCACUGGCUUUCCCGCGCUCAUCACGAUAUUCUCAGCGCCCAACUAUCUCGAUGUGUACAACAACAAGGCCGCUGUUCUCAAGUACGAGAACAACGUGAUGAACAUUCGUCAGUUCAAUUGCUCACCUCAUCCGUACUGGCUGCCGAACUUUAUGGAUGUCUUCACAUGGUCGCUGCCGUUCGUGGGUGAGAAAGUCACCGAAAUGCUGGUGAAUGUCCUCAACAUCUGUUCCGACGACGAAUUGAUGCUGGACGGUGAUGAUGCCUUGGAAGAAGGCGAUGCGAAUCUCAGAAAGGAGGUAAUCCGCAACAAGAUCCGCGCCAUUGGCAAGAUGGCGCGUGUCUUCUCUGUGUUGAGGGAGGAAUCGGAGUCUGUGCUGCAGCUGAAGGGACUCACACCCACCGGAGCUUUACCACUAGGCGCCCUCUCGGGUGGCAAAACGUCUCUCAAGAACGCCUUGCAGGGUAAAAUCACGUCAUUCGCGGAGGCGAAGGGUCUGGAUGCCAUCAAUGAGCGAAUGCCGCCGCGCAAGGACGGACCGCCCACGCCAAGUCCCAGUCAGGAAGUGAAGCCACUACCAGAAAGCCAAAAGAUCAGCCACAGCGCAUCAUAAGCUGACUCCGCAUCGUUGUAGCGCCCCCUCGCAACAGCAAUAAAAGGGUGCAAUUUAUGCAAUUUACUUAUAUUUACAAUUAUGUUUGUGAUUUCGAUGGAUUUUGGGAAAGGCGAAUAAGAUGGGAAAGUCAUAUUCAGAAAAGAAUCUUAAUGAAAUCUAAAUGUAUUAACAUUAUAAGGAAUAAUUCACUUUGAUCUUAGAUGUUACGUGCAUAGAAAAAUAUUAUAUAUAUAUAUAUAUCAACAAUUGAAAUUCCAUGCUAAAUCUCUUGGGUGUCAUAUGAAAAAUACCUGAAAUCUUCACAAUGCAAUCCAUGAAACGCAUGAAACCCAUUUUUCCUACUAAUCACACACUCUAUUUUUACUAAAACAGGGAAAAUUAUCAAAUAAUUCCUCGAAAUGUGAAAAGUUUUCACUCAAAACCAAAAAGUUAAUUUUGAAUCGUAAACUAUUUAUAGUUCUAGUCCAAAUAUUAUUAUUGUAUAUUAGAAGAGAUAUAAAAUAAAUGAAUGUAAG
Messenger RNA from Phlebotomus argentipes, 2209 nucleotides. RefSeq names its product serine/threonine-protein phosphatase 2B catalytic subunit 2-like. Lineage: Eukaryota; Metazoa; Arthropoda; Insecta; Diptera; Psychodidae. Gene Ontology annotation, molecular function: calmodulin binding; calmodulin-dependent protein phosphatase activity. The transcript has a single exon. The record is from RefSeq and is a predicted model, not a curated record. Gene Ontology annotation, biological process: calcineurin-mediated signaling. Bases 210 to 1691 code for a protein of 493 amino acids. Gene Ontology annotation, cellular component: cytoplasm; calcineurin complex.